Molecule: messenger RNA, 674 nt
Organism: Hibiscus syriacus
Lineage: Eukaryota; Viridiplantae; Streptophyta; Magnoliopsida; Malvales; Malvaceae
Product: probable calcium-binding protein CML13
Exons: 1
Coding region: 87-530 (147 amino acids)
Cellular component (GO): myosin II complex
Molecular function (GO): calcium ion binding
Source: RefSeq, a predicted model, not a curated record
UUUCUACUCAAAAAAAAAAAAAACAUUUCCCGUCAUUUCUUCGAUUUUCUUUCCUCCGUCGAAUUCAGACCGUAUACAAAAUCAAAAUGGGCAAGGAUCUGAGCGACGAGCAAGUCUCUUCAAUGAAGGAGGCUUUCACUCUCUUCGACAACGACGGCGACGGCAAGAUCGCUCCAUCGGAGCUGGGGAUCCUUAUGAGGUCUCUCGGCGGCAACCCAACCCAAGCCCAGCUCAAAGCUAUCGUCGCUGAAGAGAAGCUCACGGCGCCCUUUGACUUUGCUCGCUUUCUAGAUCUCAUGUCUAAGCACAUGAAACCUGAGCCCUUCGAUAAGCAGCUACGCGAUGCCUUCAAGGUUCUUGAUAAGGACUCCACCGGCUUUGUCGCCGUCGCUGAUCUGAGACAUAUUUUGACUAGCAUCGGAGAAAAGCUGGAGCCCUCCGAGUUCGAUGAGUGGAUCAGGGAAGUCGAUGUCGGGUCGGAUGGGAAGAUCCGUUACGAGGAUUUUAUUGCCAGGAUGGUUGCCAAGUGAGAGACGCCGUCAUUAACUGUUUGUUUGCUUUUCGUUGGAUGAUUUUUUCUCGGAAGCUAGGGUUUGACGCGUUUUUCAAAAAAAAAUUCUCUGCUUGUUUCUAUGGAAGCUUUGGAAGUAAUGGUAACACUAUUUUUUUUUUUA